Molecule: messenger RNA, 690 nt
Organism: Effrenium voratum
Lineage: Eukaryota; Dinophyceae; Suessiales; Symbiodiniaceae
Source: the annotation of a GenBank genome assembly
CAUUGUCCCUCGCACGGCGAAGAUCCUCCGACCGACCCCGUCGCGGCGGCGUGCGCGCGCGGGGUGCGCGAAGCGUUCGCCAUGGCGCGGGCCCACGAGCUCAGCACCAGCGUGGCGGGGGAGAACUACCCGGUGCGGCCUGUGGACCGGUGGUAUUUGAAGACCAGGGCCGACCUCCAGUUGGACGGCAACAGUUACGGGGGCCACUUCCUGGACACCACCACGGACCGGGAGAAAGCUCGCCAAGUGCUGCAGCGCGUGCAGUUUACCACGGCGGUGAACCGGGGGCUCAUGACGCAAGACGCCGAAUUGGAAGAUCCGCCGCGGCCGGAGAAGCGGGUGAGGUUGCCAGCCGCUGACAUGCGUGCGACCUUCACCGAGAAGUUGUCGGCGCCUUCGGCGCCGUCCCCAGCGCGGCGCCUGCCGCAGCUGGAGCUGCGCCGCUCGGAGCCGCGGCUGCCGGCGCCGGGGCCGCCGCCGCCGCAGCCGCCGCAGCCGCUGCCAGGUGGCAUGGAUGAGCGCCGGAAGAAGCUGAAGUCCGUGUCUGCCGACACUCGGUUCAGCAAGCGGGGCCUGGGCCGGGGCGGCCCGCGCUUCUGGCCUGAGCAUUCCUUCAGUCAGAGCAUGAUGAAUUUGCGGUGGGGCUGAAGGUCUGGCUGUCUGAAGAGGUUCCCAGGAUAUGGAUCCAAC